Molecule: messenger RNA, 1131 nt
Organism: Monoraphidium neglectum
Lineage: Eukaryota; Viridiplantae; Chlorophyta; Chlorophyceae; Sphaeropleales; Selenastraceae
Product: 3-phosphoinositide dependent protein kinase 1
Exons: 6
Coding region: 1-1131 (376 amino acids)
Biological process (GO): peptidyl-serine phosphorylation; intracellular signal transduction
Molecular function (GO): protein serine/threonine kinase activity; ATP binding
Source: RefSeq, a predicted model, not a curated record
AUGGCCAGCCCUCCAGCGCUAUGCCAGGCAGCGCAGGAGCAGGAGUAUAGCGCACCUAAGCUGAACCUGACCGUCGCCGACUUUGAUGUCGUGCGGCGGCUGGGCGAGGGCAGCUUCAGCACGGUGGUCCUGGCCAGGUUCCGGAGAGAUGGGCGCGAGUAUGCCGUCAAGGUCAUCUCAAAGAACCUCGUGAUAAGGAACAAGGUCAUCGACUACAUCCGCAACGAGCGCACCAUCCUCGACCGCCUGCACCACCCCGGCAUCGCGCAGCUCCACUUCACCUUCCAGGCAAGCGCGCGGCCCCCGCCCUCGCCCCCGCCCUCGACCGCGCGCACGCGCCGCGACGAGGAGAGCCUGUACAUGGGCCUGGAGUACUGCCCGAAUGGGGAGCUCUUUGAGCAGCUGGAGGCGCGGGGGAAGCUGCCGCUCGCCGACGCCGUGCAGUGGGCGGCGGAGGUCGUGGAUAUUCUGGAUUACCUCAGAUCCAUGGAGGUCAUCCACAGGGACCUGAAACCCGAGAAUCUGCUGAUUGAUGCGGAGGGCCACCUAAAGCUCAUCGACUUUGGCAGCGCCAAGGCCAUCUUCAUGCCCCCCACCGCGCGCCGCAGCGGCAACCGCGCGACGUCGUUCGUCGGUACCGCCGAGUACGUCUCCCCCGAGGUCCUCAACAACACGGGCAUCUCUUACGCGUCAGACCUGUGGGCCCUCGGCUGCAUCAUAUACCAAAUGCUCGCCGGCCGCCCGCCGUUCAAGGGCGGCUCCGAGUACCUCACCUUCCAGCUCGUCACCGCGCGCGAGCUGGAGUUCCCGGACGGCUUCCCGGAAGCCGCCCGCGACCUGGUCGACCGCCUGCUGCGCCUCGAGCCGUCGGAGCGGCUCGGCGCGGCGGGGCUCGACGACGUGCGGCGCCACGAGUUCUUCGCCGGCGUCGCGUGGGCCGGCGGCGCGCGCGCGGCCAACGGGGCCGCGCCGGCGCUGGCGCCGCCGCGGGUGCAGUCGGACGAGGAGGCGGCGGUCGACUGGGAGCUGAGCAGCAUGUUCAGGGCGCCGGAGCGGGGGCCGGUGUAUUACGAGUAUCUGCCGACCACGGGCGCCGCCGCGCAGCACCCGCAGCACGCGCAGCAAGUGUAG